Heterocephalus glaber (naked mole-rat) is the source of this 2237-nucleotide messenger RNA. RefSeq names its product caspase 9 (gene Casp9). Lineage: Eukaryota; Metazoa; Chordata; Mammalia; Rodentia; Bathyergidae. Gene Ontology annotation, biological process: positive regulation of neuron apoptotic process; apoptotic process; proteolysis. Gene Ontology annotation, cellular component: cytoplasm; cytosol. Gene Ontology annotation, molecular function: cysteine-type endopeptidase activity. The record is from RefSeq and is a predicted model, not a curated record.
CCGGAACCCAGGGCCAGCAGGCUUCCCACUAUGGACGAAGAGCAUCGGCAGCUCCUGCGGCGUUGCCGCGUGCGCCUGGUGGGUGACCUGCAGGUGGCCUCGCUGUGGGACGCUCUGCUGAAUCGCGAGCUCUUCACCCCCGACAUGAUCGAGGACAUCCAGGAUCUUGCCACGUUAUCUGUGUUGGACUUGAACUUGCUUAUCCUCCGACCUCAGCCUACUGAGUAACUGAGAUUACUGCGGGCAGGCUCUGGAUCUCGGCGGGACCAGGCCAGGCAGCUGAUCACAGAUCUUGAGACCCGAGGGAGGCAGGCCCUUCCUUUGUUCAUCUCCUGUUUAGAGGACACAGGCCAGGACACAUUGGCUUCAUUCUUGCGCACAAGUUGGCAAGCAACAAAGAGGGAUCCAGAGGCCAUCAGACCCCUGGACCUUGAGCCUAUGGUGGUGGGACCAAUGGGGCUCAAACCAGAGAAGCUGCAAGUGAUGAAGCCGGAUCCUUCAAACCUGGCCCCAGGAAAUGUCACUCCAGUGGUGCUGGGGCCGGAGGAGCUUGCACCAGCUCAGCUCAGGCCAGAGGUUCUCAGACCAGAAGCACCCAGACCAGUGGACAUUGGCUCUGGAGGAUUCAGUGAUGUCCGUGCUCAGGAGAGGCUGAAGGGAAAUACACAUUUGGCAUAUGUCCUGAACGCGGACCCUUGUGGCCACUGCCUCAUCAUCAACAACGUGAACUUCUGCCCAGCGUCGGGGCUCAGCUCUCGCACUGGCUCCAACAUCGACUGUGUGAAGAUGCAGCACCGCUUCUCCCGGCUGCAUUUCCAGGUGGAGGUUAGGGGUGACCUGACUGCCAAGGAAAUGGUCUGGACUUUGGUGGAGCUGGCACGACGGGACCACCACGCUCUGGACUGCUGCGUGGUGGUUGUCCUCUCUCAUGGCUGUCAGGCCAGCCACCUCCAGUUCCCAGGUGCUGUCUACGGUACAGAUGGAUGUCCUGUGUCUGUCGAGAAAAUCGUGAACAUCUUCAGUGGGACCAGCUGCCCCACCCUAGGAGGGAAGCCCAAGCUCUUUUUCAUCCAAGCCUGUGGUGGGGAACAGAAAGACCAUGGGUUUGAAGUGGCCCGCACUUCCCCCAACGACGAGGCCCCUGGCAGCAGCCCUGAGUCAGAUGCUGUCCCAUUCCAGGCAGGCCCGAGGCCCCGGGAUCAGACUGACGCCCUGUCGAGUUUGCCCACACCCAGUGACAUCCUCGUGUCCUACUCCACCUUCCCAGUUUGGGGCUUCCUCCUCCCAAAGGUUUCGUCUCCUGGAGGGACACCUCACGCGGCUCCUGGUACAUUGAGACCCUGGACGGCGUCUUGGAGCGCUGGGCUCCCUCGGAAGACCUGCAGUACCUGCUGCUCAGGGUUGCUAAUGCUGUGUCUGAGAAAGGGAUUUACAAACAGAUUCCUGGUUGCUUUAAUUUCCUCCGGAAAAAACUUUUCUUUAGAACCGAAUGAGAUCAGGGCCGCACACUCUGUCUUAUCAUUCACUCCACACCCUUCCUGCUGCAGCAGGCCUGGAGGUGGCUGCAGCCCCAAUGUCCCUCUAAGUCAAGGUGUUGGGAGACGGCACUUCCGUGACUGGUCUCAGGAGCUCCCAGAUUGAAGAGCAGUGCCCAUUCGUGGAGGAAGAGGAGCAGAGAGCUGUGGACUCCAUGAGGCCUCCUUCUCAGAGCUGCCCUGGGCUGAGCCUGGCUGUCACCCUAUUCUCUAGAGCUGAGCUCCUCACCCUGCACUGCUGCCGUGGAGCCCAGAUAACCCUUGGUCCUGGGCUCAGCCUGACCAUCAUAGGCUGCUUUGUGCCCUCCCUGGCCUCCACCUGCCAAUGCCAGUAGCAGCCCUCCACCCUGCACUGUGCUGAUCAAAGACAUCUUCAGACAUUGCCAGCUGUGCCCUGGGACAGAGGUGUCCCCCUGGAGCAGUACAGAUCUGCAGGGAUUUGUGGCUACAGACAAAGCAGUCUCUGUCAGGUGAACAAGCUUAGGCUACUGGAGUCUAAACAGCUUAGGUAGGCCUGGGGAUUCUAAAUGAAGUUUCAGGGGUGGUUAACAUUCCUUUUAUUACUUUUUUUUUGGCACCAGGGAUGGAACUCGUGACCUUGCGCUUGUGAGGCAGGUGCAGGAACCACUGAGCUAAAUCCCUGGCCCCUAUCCUUUUAUUAUAUUAUUGAGUCUUAAAAAAUAAAUCUUAGGUGAAUAUGGA